Molecule: messenger RNA, 1161 nt
Organism: Mya arenaria
Lineage: Eukaryota; Metazoa; Mollusca; Bivalvia; Myida; Myidae
Exons: 4
Coding region: 1-1161 (386 amino acids)
Source: RefSeq, a predicted model, not a curated record
AUGGAUGUGGACAAGUGGGUGGGACAGGGAGACGCCCUGCUAAACUGUGACCAUCACCCAUCAAAGAUAUUGGAGCUGCUUUGUGAAGACCACGCUGAGAUGUGUUGUAAUCUCUGCGUAUCACUAAACCACAGGAUGUGCCGAAGCAUCAGCAUGAUAUCAGACCUAGCCAGGGACAUACACAAGAUGACCGACUUCAAGCAGCUCCCUGCCAAAGUAGCCAAGGUAUUGGCAAGCCUUAAUCAAGUGGGUGAGGCCAGAAAGAAGAACCAGAGCUCGCUGAAGGCUUCAGGGAAGUCCAUCCUAACAAAGAUCAAGAACCUGAGGAAAACACUAAACAAGCUAUUAGAUGAGAUAGAGAAGAAGACAGUGGAAGCGAUGGACAGUGUCCUGGUUGAUCUGGAUGGGUCAAUACAGAAGGAUAUUGACCAGAGUGUCCACUUACAUGAUCAACUAGAGGCCUUAAUGGACACAAUCCAAACCCGGGGUGAUGACAGCGAGUCCAGUUCCUACAUUGGCUACAGAAGAUGCCAGGACAAGAUUGCAGAGGUCAACAGCCUGCUUAAGCAGAUGUCGACCAGACCAGAGGCGACUAUCACAUUCCAGCCUGACACACAAUCUGAACAACUACUGUCUGAACUGAAGACACUGGGAUACAUCGAGGGCAUAACUGGUAUUACAGAACUUCCAGGAGGAGAGAUUGUUCUUGUAGACAAUAGAAAUUGUAAAGCAAAGGUGCUAAACAGCAUGUACAAGGUCACAACCCUCUGUGAUCUCCCAGAGUUUCCAUGGGACAUCUGCCACAUCUCAAAUUCUACAGUUGCUGUAACUGUUUCCUGUGCUAAACCUGUCAGAUGUGAAAUCCACUUUCUCACGGUGUCCACUGACACAAUCAAGAUGACCAGUAAGUUCUCAGUUGACCAUCCCUGUCGCUCCAUCAGGCACCACCAGGGUCAGCUGUAUGUAGGCUCCAGCAAUGUCCUGUAUCUCUACACCACAGCUGGCAGGCUGAUUGAUAAAGAAGGAAAAAAGAAGCUGACCACACUGUUCAGGAAGAAUGAUAGCAUGAACCAGCCACGCGCAGCCUGGUACAGCACCCGCACUGGCAGGCUUAUCAUUGCUGGAAACCAGGAUGACAUUCUGGUGGCAGAACUCAAGUAG